Molecule: messenger RNA, 730 nt
Organism: Prorocentrum cordatum
Lineage: Eukaryota; Dinophyceae; Prorocentrales; Prorocentraceae
Source: the annotation of a GenBank genome assembly
GCUCGAGCCUCGAGCCUCCGCCCCCCUGGCCGCCCGCGGUUGGCGGAGGGGGGGGGGAGCCGUGGGGGCGGCCGUGGGCCGGCCCCGCAUGGCGGAGGCCGCCUGGCGCUACGCCCUCGUGGCGUGCUGGGUGGGGGCCAUCCUGGUCUGCCUGGUGGCCGGCGAGGGCGCCCGGGGCGGGCUGCAGCUGGCCGCGCGCCGCGUCUCCGCCGCGGCCAAGGCCUCGCCCGCCGGCCACGGGGGCGCGCUCGCGGCCUGCCUGGGGCUGCUGGCGGCGUGCCUGCUGCCCUUCGGGCUGGCCUCGGGCUUCCUGCGGCCGGGGUGGCCGGCCUCGGCGCGGCAGGCGCUCGCCCUCGGUGCCACGACCUUCGUGCUGCCUGGCGUGGUGGAGGAGCUGCUCUUCAGGGUCCUCCCGCUGCCGGGGCCGACCGAGGCCUUCGACUGGGUCAAGGUGUCGGUCAUCCUCUUCGUCUUCACCUUCGCGUACCACAUGGACGCGGGCCACGCGCGGCAGAAGGCGGUGUUCGACGACUGGCGCUUCCUCAGCAUGGCCCUCAUGGUCGGCGCGGCGUGCACCUUUGUCUACGUCCGGAGCGGCUCCCUGUGGCUCGCCGCCGCGGUCCACUGGCUCCCGGUCUGGCUGUGGCUCGCCUUCUUCGGGGGCGCCUCCCUGCUUGCGGAGGCGGAGGCGGGCGAGGGCGGGCCCCAGCCGCGCUGGGAGCAGAUGUGA